Molecule: messenger RNA, 7523 nt
Organism: Daphnia magna
Lineage: Eukaryota; Metazoa; Arthropoda; Branchiopoda; Diplostraca; Daphniidae
Product: diacylglycerol kinase delta
Exons: 25
Coding region: 929-5665 (1578 amino acids)
Biological process (GO): intracellular signal transduction; diacylglycerol metabolic process; lipid phosphorylation
Molecular function (GO): ATP-dependent diacylglycerol kinase activity; protein binding
Source: RefSeq, a predicted model, not a curated record
CUCUUUUUUUUUCUUUGCCCGAGACGGUUGGGUCUUCUGCCUCGGUUUGUGUAUCGAUCGACCAAUUAUCCCGGCUCCUUGGGGGCUUUCCCUCCUCUUCUAUCUACACGGAGGUAGCGCCGAGCCGCAUUUCGGGUGAACACACAAAAGGCAACAACGUUAUAACAGGGAGACAUUGGGAAGGAUGUUCGUAACUCCAAGUAAACGACAGAUGAUUGUUCCAGGUUCUUUCCUCCCCUCUUGUGUCUCUCUAUAGCCCAUUGUUUUCAAGGGGAUUAAAUGAGUCUUAGUACGGAUCUGUAAAAUUGCUCUAUUUGCUCGCCGCGCUCUUCUUUUCUUUAAAUGAAAAGCGCUACGGCCUCUUCUCUGGUGCUUCACUCCCGCGGUACAGCAGCCGAACGAAGAGAAAUAAACAACAACCCAAUAGUUGUCGAUGGUCGAAAUGUAUUUGUUGUGCCGUAGUAGUAGCCCCGGUAUAGUCAUGCGCUGUAAAGAUUUCGGUUGUUGGUGGUGGGUUCACGCAGAGGCGCCGAAGUAUAAACAGGAGAUCGGCGAAGGGAAUGCACCGCAGUCGCAACAAAUUCGUCAGUCACGAUCGAAACGGCCGUUCGAUAGCCUCGUCGUCGGCGUGAAACUAUUUUGUUGUUGUUGUUGUUUUCGUUUCUUAACUUGUCAGCAUUUUGAAUGAUUGACGACGAAAAUUCGAAACAAUUGUUUAACUUUCUGUUUUUUGUGUGAAUUAAAAACCUUGACGAUUGCCUCAGCCAUCACGGCGCAAUCCAUCAUCCUACAUCAGUCUGUGAUCUUUGACGAGAUCAGCCUUCCGGAUUUGAGCGUCGCCGAGUGCAGCACCAAGAACGCCAACCAUAGCUUCCAGGUCAUCACUCCGUUCCGCUCGCUCGUCUUGUGCGCCGAAUCAAGGCGAGAGAUGGAAGAAUGGAUCACGGCGUUGAAGGCAGCCGCCAACAAGGAAUAUUACGAUAGCGCUGAUCAUCACGAUUUCUUAUCGGGCCGGCAUAAUUGGUACGCUACGUCACACGCUAGACCCACCUACUGCAACGUUUGCCGCGAAGCUCUUUCUGGAGUUACGUCGCACGGAUUGAGCUGCGAAGUUUGCAAAUUCAAAUCGCACAAGCGAUGCGCCGUCAAAGCCAUCAACAACUGCAAAUGGACGACAUUGGCCAGUGUCGGCAAGGACAUCAUCGAAGAUGACGAAGGGAAUAUUGCCAUGCCACAUCAGUGGAUGGAGGGCAAUUUGCCCGUCUCGGCUAAAUGUUCCGUUUGCGACAAAACGUGUGGAUCGGUGCUCAGACUGCAAGAUUGGCGCUGCCUGUGGUGCCGGGCUAUGGUUCACACGGCCUGCCGCCCACAAUACCCCGUCCGAUGCCCGUUGGGUCCCUGCCGAGUCAGUAUCGUCCCGCCCACGGCUCUUCACAGCGUCGGCACGGACGAAGCUUGGGAUGCCGUCCGUCCGCAGGGUUGCAGUCCUCUGUUGGUCUUUGUCAAUUCCAAAUCGGGAGACAACCAAGGCGUCAAGUUCCUGCGACGUUUCAAACAGCUUCUCAAUCCAGCUCAAGUGUUUGAUCUAAUGAACGGCGGACCCGGCCUUGGAUUGAGGUUAUUCCGGCACUUUGAUCCGUUCCGGAUCCUUAUUUGCAGCGGCGAUGGAUCUAUCGGUUGGGUCCUUUCCGAAAUCGACAAACUCCAUAUGGAUAAGCAAUGCCAGAUUGGAGUGCUGCCACUCGGCACGGGAAAUGAUCUGGCGCGUGUUAUCGGCUGGGGCAGUGUUUGCGAUGACGAUGCCCAUCUACCCCAGUUGCUGGAACGCUAUGAAAAAGCAUCCGUCAAAAUGCUCGAUAGGUGGAGUAUUUUCACCUCAGAGCGGAGCAUGCCUUUACCUGCGGCCAAAGUCGUCCUGCCUUACGAGCCCAUUACCGCCUUUGAGGAUUCCAUUGUCAAUCACCUGAGCAAGAUUUUGCAAUCCGACGAACACACGUCCGUCAUUUCCUCUGCCAAAAUCCUGUGCGAGACAAUCAAAGAAUUUAUUGGCAAGAUGGCCGGUCUUCACGCGGCCGAUGACAAUGCGUCAUCGUUGGCAAGUGGUGAUGAAUCCAUCGCCCAGAAAUGCCGCGUGCUCAAUGAGAAGCUGGACCAACUUCUCGGUACGUUGCAUGAAGAAGCCUCACCCCUUCAUGUUGGCACUCCGCGGGCCAGUGUCGACGAAGAGGAAUCCCCUGAUAACGUCGAAUCUUCCGAACAUCCAGAAAUGCUGAAGACGUCCAAAGAGGCCAAAGAAUCGCGAAAUGAAGGCCGUGCUGCGCGCCAGAAAGGAGUGCGUAAAGUGAGAGCCAAAUUCAGUCAAAGAGAAGCGUUGAUGUCGAGAGCCAACAGUUUGAAGAAAGCCGUCCGUCAGAUUAUUGAACACGCUGAGAGGGCGCUGGACGAACAGAAUGGAAUCAUUCCGUCGCGUUCGAUGCACUCGACCAGUGCCAGUCAAACGUCCGGCAUGGUCAGCGGCGGAAGCGAUAUCAAAUUGAUUGUCACCCAUCCGGAUGAUUCGCCCGUCUCGGACGAGAAGACGAUGAAACAGACUUGCAGCGCAGCCGCCAAAUCCGCUGCCAUGCCCAUGGCGCUGUUGCAACUGUACAGCGCCAUCGGCGGAGGCGAUUCUUCCAGCGAGCCUUCGCCCUGCCCGUCGCCUAUUCCCAUGGCCCCAUCGCUGACUACCAACUUCCCGUUGCUGCCCACCUCUCCCAUCCGUUAUCCUAAUCCCCCCGUUUUCUACCGGAUGGCCACACCUCCCAACACUCAACCGCAAAGGCCGCGCAGCAGUUCCUCCUCACCACGACCGCCCUCUGCCGGCCGGAGUUGUUACGUUUCGCAUCAGGAGUCAGCAGAAAGCGAAGGCGAUGAAGACCGAUCGUCAGCCAUGCUCAGCCUGCAAGCGAAAUUGAACGCCAUAUCGCCAGUGCCCGACGCAUCGGAAACGCGGACGUCGUGCGAAUUUGAUUACUCGGCUUUAGCCCUGCCCGUCCCGCUGGAAUUCGCCGACACGGACAGUCUGCAAGAUGUACCCAUUGACGUCUUUGAUGAAGACACUGAAGCUCGCGACAACGUAGCCAGCGUGGAACUCGAUGAGGAACCGGCCGAAGUGGAAGUGAAGCCCAUCUUGCGGUCUCCGCAGCAGGUCAACAUCAGCGUGGUAGUCGAACCGCCUUCCAGCGAGGACAGCAGUCAGGCGAGGCCGGCCAAAGACGAGGCGGAGCAUAGCCGUCAAGCAGAACCGACGGAGUUGGCUGUCGAAGUGCAAGACGAAGACGAAGAGGAAGCUCUGGAAACAGCGGCCAUUGCUCGACUGGGCGAGCGGGUCGUCGAAGGCGCCGAAGAGCCGGUUGCCGAACGGACCAAUGCCGCUGCCGCAGCACGAGCCGACGUGAAACGUGCUAGGAGGCAUGCACAGACCACCUUUCUUACCACUUUACCACCGUACCCGGUCACCUAUCGCUCACCUACACCCACUAGUAGACUCACACCAACACCACCGAGCAUAUCGGUGUGUCACGAGCACGAACCGACGACCGUUUCACGGCCAGCGACACGGGCAACGGGCAGCGGCGAUGAAAUGAGUAGUCGCCUGCUCGCCGUGCCCGUGUCGCCAGCCACGUCGUCAACACUUCAACCUUCUCCAACAGCGUCGCGGAGGAUUUCAAGCGGCUCGACCUUGUUAGCCUCGGCCACGGCGUCCAUCGAUUCGACGGCUGGAACGAUGUGCGGGGCGUCGGUUCACGCUUCAUUGGCUUCCAUCUUGUCGUCUGUGGACAGCCAUCAGCAGCAACGGCCUCCCAGUCCGGACGAAUUGACGGCAGACGGGCAUCAGCAUUCCGGCAAGGAGAGAGAAGCCAUCAAUUCCGGCUGCGCUGCCACGAAGAAGCGGAAAAUGCCCAUCAUCAAUCCACUCGUUACCCUUCCUAUGUGGCCUAAUGUGGAGACGGGUGGACUCAUUAGUAAAGUGCUGCUGGCCAAUGCCGACGCCCUUUGCGCUGCCGUCUCGCCGCUGAUGGAUGUCGAGGAAGAUCCAGCUGACAUGAUGGACGAAAAAUGCGUAAUGAACUCUUAUUUUGGCAUUGGAAUCGAUGCCAAGAUUACGCUGGAUUUCCACAUGAAACGUGAAGAACAUCCGGAAAAGUGCCGCUCUCGAGCGCGCAACUACAUGUGGUACGGAGUCCUUGGCAGUAAAGAAUGGCUCCAAAAAACCUACAAGAAUUUGGAACAGCGAGUUCUACUGGAAUGCGACGGCACUCGCAUUCCUUUGCCUAGUUUGCAAGGAAUCGUCGUCCUCAACAUCCCAAGCUUUAUGGGCGGUACCAAUUUCUGGGGAGGUAACAAAGAAGACGAUUGUUUUAUUGCGCCCAGCUUCGAUGACCGCGUCCUGGAGGUGGUGGCCGUAUUCGGCUCCGUUCAAAUGGCCGCCUCGCGUAUCAUCAACCUACAACACCACCGCAUUGCCCAGUGUCACUCGGUGAAAAUCACCAUUCUAGGGGACGAAGGUGUUCCUGUCCAAGUGGACGGUGAGGCCUGGCUUCAGCCACCCGGAUUGAUCCGCAUCGUUCACAAAAAUCGCAUGCAGAUGCUCUGCCGCAACCGGGCUCUUGAACGAUCGUUGGAGGCGUGGCAAGAGAAACAACAGCGAUAUCAGUUGGUUGCUGGCCAUAAAAUGUUACAUGGUACGUCAUUAAGCGACGAUGAAAAUCACGUGCUCAUUACCUUCCUGGAAGCUACGACGGCUCUAGUCAGGUACGUCCGGUUGUUGGCCAUCAGCCAACCGGAUUUGGACCAGGAGCUGUACAGCCUUGCUACUCAAGCGUCGGCCAUGCUCGACAAAAUGCAUCCCGGUGGCAAAAUCAUUGAAGGACCGAGUUUACGCCUUCAUUUGACCGACUUGGUCAACAUCGUCCGCCAACUUCACCUGGAGACAGACCAUUUCUUGAAAGAGAGGGCUGCCCUCUACAACUUGCGGCCCAAUCAGGAGAAGAAACUAUCGUCGUCACUAUCGCACGUGGUCUGCGAGCUGCGCAAAUGCACCGACAUCAACGGCCUUGUGCACUUUAUCACGCCCGAAGAAAUGUCGGAAAAGAAAUCACGUGCCGUCAAAUCUAGUGGUGGUGGUGGUGGUGGAGGAGGAGCCGGAAGUAAUAGUGGAGGUGGUGGUGUUGGUGGUGGUAGUAGUAGUAGUGGUGGAGGAGGAGGAGGUAGUAGCUUAUUCCGAUUGAAAUUCCGCCGACCGGCCGAAUCGCGUUCCCGUUCAACCAGCCGAGGACAUCGCCACAGUGAAAUGGGAUCGUCUGAUAGCGCAGUCAGCGCUAGUGGAGUUGGCACUGGUGUUCGAAGUGCGGGUCCAGCCAACGCGUCGUCAUCGUCCGUCGAUCUUAGUCUCAAUGUCCAUCUCUGGGGCAACAGCGAAGUGGCCGUCUGGCUGGAAUCGCUGCAAUUGGAAGAGUACCGUGACGAUUUCAUCCGGCACGACAUCCGCGGAUCUGAGUUACUUACGUUAGAGCGACGCGAUUUGAAAGAGCUGGGCAUCCACAAAGUCGGCCACAUCAAGCGCAUCCAGCAAGCCAUCUUGGAGAUCAAAGAGAAUGCUCGUUUAUCUCAUCAAUCCUCUUGAGUUUUCUCUCACUCCACUUCUCUCCUGCGCCCCGUAGCUACCCAAAGGAUGGGGAAUGAUUCCGGUCUCAGCAUUCCUGCCAGCUAAUUCUUCUUCCUCCACUGUCGUCUUUCCUGAAUCGACGAUUACAAAUAGGGACCACGCAGCAGAGUUUCCGUUGAAAAUAGCAAAUAGAUGAAACAUCCGCGGCACAUAUCGGAUAUCCGGACAUAACAUCGUUAUAUGCAAAUCAGCAAUCUCUCGUUUUUUUUUUUUUUUUUAAGAUCCUGUUCUACACCUUUUCUUAUUUAAUGACCGAGUAAGUCGUUUUUGUCCGUUUUUUUUUUUGUGUUUGUUUGUUUGUUUUAAUAUUGCCGUAACGUUAGUAGAAAUUCCAGUUGGUUUUCUUUUGCAAUGUGGUGAAUUAGCGUCAAUGGGAAAUUUCUUUUUUUCUAUAUAUACUUCAAGUGUACUGACUUCGACGUAUUCUUACGUUGUUGUUUAUUUUUAAAAAUUGCCUCGUUUUGACCACGGAAAAGACAUAACUGCUGUUCCAUACCGUUUUUCUUUUUUGUGUUUUGUAUAAAAAGAAAAACCAAAAUUCUUGACAUUGUCACGCAGAUGCCUCCCCAUGUUGAGGGAGGGCCGAGCAUCCAUGUCGAGAGAGUAAAUAUGCAUCAUAUUAAAUAAUUUCCCUUUUUUUUUUCUUUUCGAUAUAUAAAAAAAAAAAAUAAGAAAAAAAAAAUCUUCUUUUGUAACCAAUGUGGUGAUGCUUUUGUUGUUGUUGAUUUCAUGUCGACGUCCUGGCCUUUUUUCGUCGUGACUUUAGUGUGUAUUUUUCCCCACUGUGUUCAUGCUGUGUCCUCCAUCUUCUGCUCUACGAUGUUCGUACUUUUCAAUUAAAUAACUGCAGUUGAAUGUUUAUCUAUGAUGUGUGCCUCAUUAACCAAAGUCUUACUUUUCGGCCCAACUCAACUGUUAUUAACAAGAAUAAUGACAUAACACAAACAUAUGCAAAAAAAAAGCUGCGCCGUAUUUCUCGAGUAUUUCGCUUGUCCUAACGUAAUUUAAAUUCAUUUCCCCUUUAUUGUCAAUGGAUUUGUGUUCCAGGGAAUGCAAAGUAGUUGCAUCUGUUCAUAAAUUCUUAUGCUAGUAUUCUUCUUCUUUGUUCUGAAACUUCCAUAUAUCUCAGCAAUGAUGUGCGGACCAUUAUCCACUUGAUGUCAUUCACCCCUUUUCAUUUUUCAGUUUUCUGAUGUUUUAGGAUAUAAUUUCGCUACCUUUGAUAAAAGAUUAUGUUAAAUCCCCUCUUCAUCUGAAAUUUUCGUUUCGGGGAUCAAGGAAAAGAAAAUUACUUGUUGACGCUUGCGUUCGAUUUCGCAUGUUUACAAUACUGACUAUUCGUUUAAAGAAUAUCAUUUGCUGCUAUAAAUAAUUCUGCUGCUGUAUAGGGAUGGGAUCUUUUUGAUCUAUCUUUGCGCUUCGCCUUUUUCCUCUGAUUUUGUAGUAAACAAAGAUUUUUGUACGUUUUUGUUAGAAAGUAAUUAAUUGGCCACACUAGCAGAAGACAUUUUUACCACUUGGUUUUUCUUCGACAUGGGAGGGGGCCAAUUCAGGAUGCAAAAUGCAGAAUAACUAACUCGUUGUGUACAGCAUAUGUUUGUCCUUGCUUCCUUCCGGUUUUACGUGGAAUUCGGAUUAUUCCUAUACCUUUUUUUUUCUUCGUUCGUUUGUACUCUCUAUCUUUAUCGACCUACCGUAUUUACAAUUAAACAUACAUGCAUACAACAGCCUCCAAAAAAACAAACAAUACUAUUUAUUGUGAAUUUCCUUGUAUUUUGUGUCUUUUUGAUACUUAUUACAGAUUCUCAAGAAAUUC